UCGCCUCACUCCCCGAUUCCCGAAUCCAGUUAUCGAUACUGCCCCGCCGGUAUCGCCACCCCCAAGAUCUCUUGAUCACCAACUCCUCGUCCAAAGUAACCAUCACAACAAUGCUCUGCCUCCCCGUCCGCGCCCUCCGCCCCAUCAUCCGCCAGAUCCGCCUCAACAGCACCAAACCCUUCCUCGAAUCCCCCAGUCCAGUCCGCCUCCCACCCCACGAACAAGCCGAAUUCGAACGUCUCCAAAAAGCAGCCGAGGACGCUCUACAAACCCGGACCGUACACCCGGACGCACGGUCGUCUCCUACGAGGGUUGAGUUCGAUGGUGAUAGGAAUCCAAAGACAGGCGAGAUUGGUGGACCAAAGCAGGAUCCCUUGAGGCAUUAUAAGCCGGGGCAGGGGGAUAAGAGUAAGGGGGAGGAGUAUAAGGGAGACUAUUCCUUCAAUGGACGCGUGACAGAUUUCUAG
Messenger RNA from Saitoella complicata NRRL Y-17804, 467 nucleotides. RefSeq lists its product as uncharacterized. The record is from RefSeq and is a predicted model, not a curated record. The transcript is spliced from 2 exons. NCBI's taxonomy places the organism in Eukaryota, Fungi, Ascomycota, Saitoellomycetes, Saitoellales, Saitoellaceae. Gene Ontology annotation, biological process: mitochondrial respiratory chain complex II assembly. Gene Ontology annotation, cellular component: mitochondrion. Bases 111 to 467 code for a protein of 118 amino acids.